Molecule: messenger RNA, 411 nt
Organism: Vollenhovia emeryi
Lineage: Eukaryota; Metazoa; Arthropoda; Insecta; Hymenoptera; Formicidae
Exons: 1
Coding region: 1-411 (136 amino acids)
Source: RefSeq, a predicted model, not a curated record
AUGUGCAAAAGUAACGUCGUUUAUAAGAUUAAUUGUAAUAACUGCGAUGCGUCGUAUGUGGGACAGACCAAGAGGAAACUAAAAACGCGAAUCAAGGAACAUAUCAAUAACAAAAAACUAGAUGAACAAAAGCAUUCAGUUAUAACUAAACAUAUGUUAGAGUUUAAUCAUAACUUUGACUGGGACAACACCCAAAUUUUAGAUAUUGAACCAUACUCAAACAAAAGACUCAUUAGUGAGAUGAUCCACAUCAAGGAACAAAACAAUGGUAUAAAUUCACAUAACGACACUGAACUUUUAGAUUCCUCUUAUUCUGAUAUCCUCAAUAACAUAAAAACAAAACAUCAUUGUCACCGACCCCCACAUCAUACACCAACACAGGAGAAGACUCGAAUAUCGACUUACAAUUAG